CCUAUUUUUCAUAUAUGAAAAAUGAUCUGGGCGCGCAAGGCAUCCCGGUUGAAAAUGGGCCUUUAAGUGAACAAAGGUUUAUGAAUGGUGCUCUUUUGGGGCUUCUAACUCUCCUUCUAAUUGCGAAAUUAAAGAUGCUUUUAUUGCAGCUUCAGGGAGUCUGAGCAAGUGCCGCUGAAAAUGUCUUUUCAUUGCUAAAGCCAGGCGAACGAAAACCAGUUUGGGGAACUAAGCAAGGUGUGAAAACAAAAGCGUGUUUCUCGGCACAGAGGAAAAUCAUUAUUUUUCGGCAUUUGCAAGGCAGGAACGACAUCUACGGAUCUAUAACAUUGUUCUGAUUCGGCCGCUUUGAAGGAAUUGAAGGACAGAUACGCUAAGGUGGCAAGAAACGUUACGUAUCGCCACAGCUGAGCAUUCGAAUAUGACAGAAGAACUACUCAGUCCAGGCACUUAUUACGCCCUAGCCUUUGUUUACAUCGUGUUGGCCAUUGCUGCAACCUUCUUCAAUUCCGUGGUCCUCUUGACGUUUAUCAUGGACCGUUCCCUCGUUUUGCCAGCCAACGUUCUCAUCAUGAGCAUAGCCACCUCUGAUUGGCUGAUGGGAGUUAUGAUAAAUCCCCUGGGAGCAGCCGCAAAUGCGUCAGAGUCUGCGUGGUUCACUGACAGUACCUGCACAUUUUAUGCUUUCGUGUCCACUUUCUUAGGCCUUGGAACCAUGUUGCAUCAUGCCGCGUAUGCACUGGAUCGAUAUUUCGUACUCUCUCGGCCACUGGAAUCACAACACAGCAUGGGUCGCAUGGUAACAGUGGUUCUGUCAAUAUGGGGUUUUGCCCUAAUGUGGAGUCUUUUUCCUUUGUUUGGCUGGUCUGCGUACGUCCCUGAGGCCGGAAGAAUAGCUUGCUCCUUACGAUGGCAAUCGGCGCAACAAGGCGAUACGUUUUUCGUCAUCUGCCUUUUUGCCUUUUUCUACAUCAUUCCACUUUCAGUUAUCGUGAUCUCCUACACCCUCAUGUUCGUCAACGUUCGCUACAUGACGAAAAACGCACGAAAAAUCUGGGGAAAUAACGCAGCUGCUACCUUGGAAACCAUCAAAGCAGCGUGGAAAAUGGCCAAGAUUGGCUUGCUGAUGUUCAUUGGAUUCUUCGUCGCAUGGACUCCGUACGCAGCUGUUUCUUUUUACGCAGCCUUCCUUUCGACCGACUUUUCGCUCAUCACUGCUGCUUUCCCAGCCAUGUUUGCCAAGACAUCUAACAUCUAUAACCCAAUAAUUUAUUUUUUCGCAUACAAAACAUUUCGCGAAAGCCUGUUAAAACUAUGGCGGCGAUACAGGAACAGGAAUACCGUGAUGCCCCUCAUUCAGUCAAGUAAUGUAGCCUUUGUCGUAAGCUCCGCCACUAGGACAAGACACCACCGUGAUUCCACCACGAUUGAGGAGAUCACUUUGUAAAAACCUGAAAAGAAUACGACGAUAAAUCGUAGUUUCAUGACGCUCUCCAUGACAAUGUAGUGUCAUGUUAACCAUUUCAAUGAGUCAAAGACUUCAUCCUUCACAAAGAAAAAAAGUAUUGCUGCCGAGUAAACGACAGUCUCUUGUAAGAUUCUGUCAAACCCUUUCAAUGAGUCAAAGACUUCAUCCUUCACAAAGAAAAAAAGUAUUGCUGCCGAGUACACGACAGUCUCUUGUAAGAUUCUGUCAAAACACAUCACCUGUUUCUAUUUAUCAGUGCAAACCAAACUGAAAAUUGGAACGGAGUUUCUCUCAGGCACAGCUUCCAAAAAUGGUUUGACAAUUUUUGGAAGUAUCUUGUUAAGGUGAUUAUAGCGAUGGAUGUGUUCUGACUGGUCAAUCACCGUAAUAUAUCUUUCUUUAUUACCCACCGCAAGGUGAUUGUAGUACUGAAGCCUUUUCUUUCAAAAACAACAGCAAACAAACAAGCAAAGGAAAAAUGGCCACCAAACGAUUUCUUGAUCUUCCUCAAAAUAAAGCAUCAUUAAGUAAUGACGCAAGAUGCAGUUGGUGCGUUACUCAUCCCGGAAACUACACGAAUCCAUUAGUUCCUCUUUGAUGGUGGUAAAUGUUGUGUUUGGGAUUAUUCGACAAUAUCUACUUUGCCUUUGUUGAAUAAGUUCGUGGUCGUUGCUAGCGAGCAGACACAAUAAUAUCAGGGAGAUAACUAAUUGAAAAAUAACACAGAUUAAAACUGUAGGAUCAUAUUUCGCCUCAGAAUUAAUUUUUAUCUUAGUCCCAUGCUCGUGACAAGACAAAAAACAUCCUUCUACCUUGCUAGAGACUUUUUGAUAUCGCAAGUCGUGGAUUAAUAUGAUCAGCCUAGUACACAACGGUUUGCGAAUGAAUUGCUUUGACACAGGGUCUACGUAGCAAGUUCUCGAGGAGAAGGCGGGGUGGUUUACUAAGGGCCAAAGGGUGAUCCAAGAUCCCCGACACCCCCUCCUCCUCCGUCUUAAAAGACAAAAAUGUAUGGAAAAACAGCAAACAGAAUUGUUAAAAAAAUGGCAACAUUUUAGUGCUAUUUUCAUUUAGCGAAAUUGAUAUACCGAAGUACUUAAAUUAACUGUCGCUGUAAUGAAAUUUCUCUUGUCAGCAAUACUGAGUUGCACCGUUAAAUACAAGAAAAAUCUAACGAUUGUUGCUUAAUUUAGAUAUUGCCCGAUGCAACUUUGGAAAAGGGAUUUCGUUUCUGCUUUUUUUUUUUUUUCAUUUGUACAUGUUAUGCUAAUGUACAACUAACCUAACUGAGACAACUGUCUUCUAUUUUUCCCCAAAGGACAAC
Stylophora pistillata is the source of this 2792-nucleotide messenger RNA. RefSeq names its product melanopsin-B-like. NCBI's taxonomy places the organism in Eukaryota, Metazoa, Cnidaria, Anthozoa, Scleractinia, Pocilloporidae. Gene Ontology annotation, biological process: G protein-coupled receptor signaling pathway. Gene Ontology annotation, cellular component: membrane. Gene Ontology annotation, molecular function: G protein-coupled receptor activity. The record is from RefSeq and is a predicted model, not a curated record.